CAGAGUAUCAAUAAAAUGGACUGUCAACCUAAAAGGCAAAUUUAAACAAUUGUCGAGAAUGACACUCAUCAUUUAUACUGGAGUGUGAAAUAUCACUCUUCUGUUGAGGAAAAGUUGGCAUGCUGAAAUGUUACAUGUCCAACAACAAAGCAGUUAAAUGAACUUAAUCAAUGUUUAAUUGUUUUAAGGCUUGUGUCAUGCAUGGGAAAAUAGUUAAUUCGCGAUGUGCUGGAGUGAAGUAACUGCUGGUCGUCCAUGAAAACUUUCUCUGUUUGAACUAGCUUUAAGCUCUUGUGCAUAUAGGAUUAGGUGAAUUUAUGAUUAAUACAAUUAAACUGAAAAGAAUAAGUGUGGCUUAAGAACAUAAAAGGCUUUAUUUUACUCAGUGAUUAUCUUAAUAUAAUUUCAAAUGUCAACUUUAAUAUACAAUAAAUUUGUAGUUGAGUGACAGAAUUUUCGGUAUGGGUUUGAUUGUUUUUAGAAUAAAUUCAAGGUGUGAAGUGUAAAAUAUGUAAAUUAUGAAUUUUAGGGGAUUUUAAUGAAAGUAAAAGUGACAAUUUCAUUCAUGGAUGGAUUUUUGAAUUUACAGAUUAUGCAAAUAUAGUUAUGACCAUAAAUUUUGGGAAAGAGUGAGAGAAGUUGGUAUUUUGUGUCGGAUUAAGACAAAUAUUUACAUUAGAAAGGGUGCAAUUAGGUUUGCACCAGUAAAACUGAAUGAAUGCACUUAAAGAGGUCCCACCGUUAUAAGAACGGCUACUUCAUGAAUGGCGCGGCUGUUAACGGGGCAGGUUCCCUUGAGCCUGACCUACCAGAUCCUGCCAUCAGCUUCCGUCCAAACCCAGAAAACUUUCUCCCAAUCCCCCGAUUAAAAUAUUCCCAUGCAGCGGCCUUAGUAUUCAUGAUAUCAGUGACAUGUUUUGUGAUCACAUACAAUGGUGAUUUUGUAUUUGAUGAUAGCGAGGCUAUUGUCGGUAACAAGGAUCUGCUACCAGACACUCCCAUCGCAAAUGUGUUCUCAAAUGAUUUCUGGGGAAAGAAGUUGGAUUCAAAGACAAGUCACAAAUCCUAUAGACCACUUACUACAUUAACAUUCAGAUGGAGCUAUGCACUAGCAGGAGGUUUAAAUCCUCUCUUCUUCCACAUUCCGAACAUUCUCCUUCACGCAGGCGUCUCCGUGCUACUCCUCCGUAUGUUCUCAAUACUGUUUGGUGGCUACUCUGUUUCCAUGGCAACGGGGUCACUCGAGUUCAAGGCGGCGAGGUCGUCACUGUUGUGCACCAUUCUGUUUGCAGUACAUCCUAUACACACUGAAAGUGUGUCUGGUAUAGUAGGACGUGCAGAUCUCCUGUGUGCUGUACUGUUCAUACUUUCAUUCCUGCUCUACGUAAAGGCUUGCUCAAUAGAUUGUGAGGAGAAAGAUGACCGGUAUAUAAUCAGUCGACCUGAGGGAUUCUCCAUUGUAUGGCUCCUGGCCAGUAUGUGCCUCUGUAUGCUCUCAGUGUUUUGUAAGGAACAGGGAAUUACAGUUAUUGGUAUUUGCAGUGCAUAUGAUAUUGUGGUUCUAUGUGGGGUGGACCUGCUAGAUUUGAUCGGGCUACGCAGAAAACACCGAACUUCAGCCAAUGGAAAUGGCAAGGCACAGCUCAGACAGCCUCCUGCAUGGUUAUUAAGCCUGGUGAAGCGCCACUUAGUGUUGCUGUGUACGGGCCUUCUCGUGAUACUGUACCGCUGGAGGCUCAUGGGCUCAACCCCACCUGUCUUUCAGGUGUUUGAUAACCCACACUCCUUUGUCAAUGGAACCAUUCUGCGGGCAUUGAACUACAACUACCUGUACUCCAUCAAUAUGUGGCUGAUGCUUAAUCCCUGGUGGCUUUGUUUUGAUUGGUCCAUGGGCUGUGUGCCUGUCAUAGAAUCGUUCACUGAUCCCAGAAUCCUUGCUGCCAUUGUUAUCUGGAUUUUCAUUGGCUGCCUAGUAUGGGCGUGUCUGAAAGCACCAAUCACAUCAGACCAAAGAUGUAUGACGAUGGCACUGGCCCUGAUUAUUAUCCCGUUCCUGCCAGCAUCAAACAUGUUUUUCCGUGUGGGGUUUGUGAUAGCAGAGAGAAUCCUGUACUUGUCCAGUAUUGGCUUCUGUAUGCUUGUGGUGCUCGGUGUUAGACAGAUCUGUAGCUCUUUCCCAGGGUAUGCCAAGCCAGUGUUCCUGUGCAUGUUUGUCUUGUAUGGUGUGUUUAUGGCCCGGUCUGUCCAGCGUAGUGCCCAGUGGAAACAUGAGAUGGACCUCUUCACCUCCGGCGCUCAUGUCUGUCCGAGAAAUGCCAAGGUCCACUACAACAUUGCAAAGUUAAAUGCUGAUCAUGGAAAUACUGAUGUAGCUAUUGAGAGAUACAGAUAUGCCAUUGAGUUAAACCCACGGUAUGACCAGGCCAUGAACAACUUAGGGAACAUCCUCAAGGACAGGAAUGACCUUAUAGAGGCUGAACUACUCCUACAGUCAGCAGUUGACAUCAGAGAGGAGUUUGCAGCAGCAUGGAUGAAUCUUGGUAUUGUGAAAGCGACGCUGAAGAAAUUUAGCGAGGCUGAGAAAUGUUACUACCGGGCUAUAACACACAGGAGGAAAUACCCCGACUGCUUCUAUAACCUCGGAAACUUGUAUCUGGAUGUGAAGCAAUAUGAUCGAGCCAUCGAGGCCUGGACAAAUGCCACAAGGCUAAAACCCACUCACCUGAAUGCCUGGACAAACAUGGCUAUAGUGUAUGACUCCCUAGAGAAAUAUGAUACAAGUAUAGAGGUCGGCAAGCAAGGCCUUAAAUACCUUCCCAACGAGCCUCAGCUGUACUUUAACAUUGGCAACUCAUAUGGCAAGAUAUCCAAGUUUGAGGAGAGCUCAAAGUACUUUGAGAAGGCAAUGCAGCUUGCACCUACCAAAGCACUUUAUGUUGCAAACUACGCUGUAUUAUAUCAUCGGUGGGGGAAACUGGAGGAGGCAGAACAACUGUACCGGAAGGCUUUAGCUCUGAAUCCUAACGAGCCAAAUGUACAGACCAACUUGGCUAUGCUGGACAAGAAAAAGAAUAGAGGAGAAAAAACAUCCUAGUAUUGAUUGCAUCAAUUGUGCUUAUGUUAGUUUUAUGAUUUUAGCAAAUGGUUGAUUAUUUACAACUGUGUUAAUCUCAUAAGAGAUGCUACGUAUAACAGAGUGUGUCAUUAUGUAUUGACAGGUUGUCAGUUACUGUAGCUGUUCUUGUAUACUGUGUUAGUUUUGUCUAUUAUCAGUUUUGCUGAAAGAAUUCUGUGUCGUUCUUCAGUUCUGUGCAUUAUGGUGCUUGUAUGUUUGCAUUUGUUUGAAUGUGAAACAGAGUUUUUAAGUACUUGUAGGUAAAGGGACCCUCUCUUCUCAACGAUCAUAUUGUAUGACCACAUUUUAUUAGGUAUAUUAUCGAUUUUAAAACAAAUUGGUUUAUCAGUCACAUAAGACAUAACUUGUGUGAAUUUACAAUUUCAAUUUAAUGCAAUCUAAAUACAAUUUUAAUCUAAAUACUUGAUUCUAUGAUAUUUAGUCAUUGAUAAGAUGGGCCCCUAACAGUACAUGUAAAAAUAAGUGGAAUAUUGACUCUCUAUUUGGUAUGUAUUUCAAAUAAUGGAAAUGCACAUUUAAAUGUUGUGACAAACUACCGAUUAAAGUGUUGUGUCUUAGUAUGGCAGCAGACAAAUGUGCCUUUUAUAGCAUAUGAAGCUGAAUAAAUGUGUAAAUAUUUUAGUUGUCAGAGGAAUAUUGAGACAUUGACACAAGUGUUCAGAACUUUGUGAAAGUUAACAGCGUGAUUAAGAAGAUCUUUGUAAUCUUUAAAAUGUGGAAUAUUUAAUGAUGUGUUCAUAUGAUGUGUAUCCAUGAAAUUUCCAGAGCAAUAAAGAUUUGAAAAUUACGGUAACAACUUUGAUAACAAGUUUGUUAAAUUAAACAAAGUUUUGAAAAUUUGGCCAAUUGUUUUGUUAUUAGAUCUCAAUUUGUCAUUCUGCUAUGCAGCAUGUUGUGGGAUAUGUUAUCAUGAAAUAUGUUAUUAUAUGUUUUUGAUACACAUGUAUUUUGCUAAUAACUGUCAUUAGAGGAGGAGUGUAACUCAUAAAUUGUACCUGUGUUUGCAUAAUAUUUGAAGAAAUUUUACAACCUUUGUUCCGUGAUGCUGCUUUAAUUUGUUGAGUCUCCUUUGUUGGUGGAAGUAUUUUGAUACAUAUAUUAUUGCUUUAAUAAAACUUUUAUCAAACUUGAA
This is a messenger RNA of Mya arenaria, 4268 nucleotides long. Its product is annotated as protein O-mannosyl-transferase TMTC4-like. The record is from RefSeq and is a predicted model, not a curated record. Gene Ontology annotation, cellular component: endoplasmic reticulum. The transcript has 16 exons. Lineage: Eukaryota; Metazoa; Mollusca; Bivalvia; Myida; Myidae. Bases 719 to 3094 code for a protein of 791 amino acids. Gene Ontology annotation, molecular function: protein binding; mannosyltransferase activity. Gene Ontology annotation, biological process: protein O-linked glycosylation via mannose; endoplasmic reticulum unfolded protein response.